Molecule: messenger RNA, 1601 nt
Organism: Papaver somniferum (opium poppy)
Lineage: Eukaryota; Viridiplantae; Streptophyta; Magnoliopsida; Ranunculales; Papaveraceae
Product: UDP-glycosyltransferase 91C1-like
Exons: 1
Coding region: 61-1488 (475 amino acids)
Molecular function (GO): UDP-glycosyltransferase activity
Source: RefSeq, a predicted model, not a curated record
UCUAUACCAAGUACCAACUAGACUCAUAUUUGCUAGUAGUUCAUUAAAUUUGCAUCUUCAAUGGAGACUAAAGAAAAUCAAUACCAUAUAGCUUUGUUUCCAUGGUUGGCAUUUGGUCAUAUUAUACCAUUUCUAGAGUUAUCAAAGAGUUUAGCUUCAAAUGGAAACGGUGAUAUUCAAAUAUCUUUCAUAUCCACUCCAAGCAUCAUUAAAAGACUACCACCAAUCUGUCCGCCCAGUUUGGGGGCUCGUAUCAAUUUCUUAUCAAUUGACUUGCCUUCGGUUAAUAACUUACCUGCAGGUUGUGAAGCAACUGUUGAUUUGAAAGAUGGGGAGCAAACCCAAUAUCUUAAGAUAGCAUACGAUUUAUUACAAGCGCCGGUUGAGACGCUAUUGCAUGAAAUCAAACCUGAUUUGAUAAUAUUCGAUCUUAUCAACUGCUGGAUACCGGACGUAGGAACUAAACUCCAUAUUCCUACUGCAUUUUUCAGCGUGUUCGCUACACCAUUGCUUGCGUUUGUUGGACCACCGUCGGAAUAUAAAGAGUCGAACACGACUCGCACACCGGAGUAUUUAACUUCUGUACCGGAAUGGAUUCCUUUUCCUUCGAGUCUUGCAUAUCGAUAUCAUGAAGCUGUAGGGGUGAACGAAAUUCUGAACACUAAAGAUGCAACUGGGCUUUCAACAGUUGACAGAUUUGUAAAAGUUAUUGAAGGUUGCAACUUCGUUUUAGCUAGAAGUUGCAUAGAACUUGAUGGAGAUUAUUUGAACCUCCUCAAAGAUCUCUACCAGAAACCGGUUUUUCCGAUGGGUUUACUACCGCCUCCUGUGCAGGGUUCAUCGGUUAAGAGCAACUCCGGUGAUUCAAGUAAGAGUUCUAAUUCUGAAAUGUUCGAUUGGUUAGACAAACAACAACCAGAAACUGUUGUUUAUGUAGCAUUUGGAAGUGAGUACAAAAUAGGCAUUAAGCAAAUUCAUGAACUAGCAUAUGGGUUGGAAAAUUCGGAGUUACCGUUCUUGUGGGUGCUAAGGAAACCAGAAGGUAUUGAUGAAUCAAGUCUAUUACCAUCUGGUUUCGUGGAUAGAAUCAGAGGAAAAGGUUUCAUGUGCUUUGGAUGGAUCUCUCAAGUAGAGGUUUUAGCUCAUAGUGCAAUUGGUGGGAGUUUGUUUCACUCUGGAUGGGGAUCUAUUUUGGAGAUUCUCUUCUUUGGUCAUAGCCUGAUCCUAAUGCCAAUGAUCAUUGACCAAGGAAUAAAUGCUAGGUUCUUAGUCGAGAAAGGCCUUGGUUUCGAAGUUGAAAGAAACGAAGACGGUUCCUUCACCAGAGACGCAGUUGCAAAAGCAAUGAGGAUUGUGAUGGUAGAGCCAGAGGGACAGCAACUGCGACAGAGGACAACUGAGAUGAGUAAAAGCAUUUUCUCAAACCAAGGUCUCCAUGGGGAUUACGUACGCAAAUUCAUUUCUUCAUUAGGCCAACUGCUAAGUUAAUUGCUUCAGAUGCCUCUAGCGGUGAAAUCUUCGGGUGUUGUUAUCAAGUACCAAUAUCAACCGGUUGUUUUAGUGAGAAAAUAAAUCCUUGGAGAUGUUUCAUUUUCAUUAAG